Messenger RNA from Rotaria sp. Silwood1, 816 nucleotides. The record is from the annotation of a GenBank genome assembly. Lineage: Eukaryota; Metazoa; Rotifera; Eurotatoria; Philodinida; Philodinidae.
AUGUUACAAUGUUUCGAGUGUGAACCAAAAAAUUACAACUUUCUUAUAACAUCCGAUAAUGUUCCUUCGGCGUUUAACUGUACAAGAAUUGUUACACCAAAUAAAUUUUGUUCAUUGGAUAUUUGGACAGUUGAUAAUGGAACAAAAAGUGAUCUUCGAGUAACUGCAUUUUAUAAUCCUGAGAAAAGAGAUGUUCCCUAUGUUUUGACUGGAUUUACUCUACAUAGUAGUGGGAAUUUUUCUACGUAUAUUUUAUAUCACUGUUUAACAGAUAACUGUAAUAAUCCUGGAGUUGUUCUCAAACGUUUACUUGAAUCAACAACAACUGAAAUUAAAGCACCUAGUCGAUCAUCUGUGGAUCAAUCAAAAUUAUCAACUUCUAUCGAAUGUUUUAUCUAUUCAAAUUUUACAAAUUCAAGUGAAUGCAAACCAGCACGUCGAACAACAGAUAAAGAAGAAGGAAAUUGCUCAUUUUGUACAACAUUCAUUAAUAUUGAUCCAAACCAUUUACUAACAGAAAGAGUAUGUUCAUAUUGUGAAACCUCUUCACAGUCAAUUGAAAAAUGGAAAUAUAUUGAUGGAAGAAUUCAUUUAUUAAAUGAUCGUGUUAGUUAUUUAGACUAUGUGUCCUAUGUUUGCAAUGCAACAAACAAUUGUAAUUCACUAGAAAAUAUUAAAAAUAUACAAAGAACAUAUAAAAUUGAAUUUAAUUUUGAUAAAUUUUUAGGACCUAUCAGUAUUGGAAAUAUUAAUAUAUAUUAUUCAAAGUAUAUGAUUUAUUUUUCAAUGGUUUUUUGCUUAAUCUAUUAUUUGUAA